AUGCCCGCCCGUCGCGUCCUCGACCACGGCGCGCGCGAAUACGUCGAUCGCGUCGUCGACGCGUUCGGCGUGACGCGCGCGCCGCCUCCUCCUCCGCCGCCGCCCUACGCGGCGAGCGGCGGCGGCGACGCGAGCGCCAAACACGCGGCGAAUAUCGUCGGCGUGAGCGGCUACCUCCUCCUCGCCGUCGCCGCGCUCUUCGUCUGCGUGCACUGCUGCCGGUUCGGGACGUGCCGGGACGAGUCGGCCACGGAGGAGGGGCUCCUCCGCGCGGCGGCGGCUCGACGCGCGGCGCGGCGGCGGCGGCGGCGGCUCGCGCGCGGCGGGCCGCCGGAGCCUUACGCCGGCGCGGACGACCCGCGCGCGGCGUCCGCGGAGCUCGCCGCGCGGGGGGGGCGGCAGCAGCAGCAGCAGCAGCAGCGGCAGCCGAGGUCGUUGCUCGCGCGAUGGCGCCGCGAGGCCGCGGAGAGCCAGGCGACGCGCGCGAGCCGCGCGCGCGGCGGCGACGGCAGAUCGGGGAGGCCCCGACGCGGGCAGAGUGCGGGCGCGGGCGCGCUCCAGGGCGGCGGCGGCGACGGAGGCGACGGAGGCUCGACGACGGACGACGAGGAGUACGACCGCGCGGUUCUCGCCGCCGCGAGAGGUCCGACCGGCGACGAGCCUCGGCCCGCGACGCGAGGUAUCAUCGCGUCGCUGCCGCGGUGCUACGUCGGGGACGAUAAGUGGCGCGCGAGGAUGGGGAUGGUUCCCGCGGCGGCGGCGGCGGCGGCGGCGGCGGCGGCGGCGGCGGCGGCGGGGGCGGGGUCGGGACCCGGGAAAGGCUUUGACUUCAUCACGUCCGUCGCGCUCGCGGAAGCGUACGACGCGGAAAGAGACACGUGUUCGAUUUGCUGCGAGGAGACCGAGCCCGGGGACGAGAUCGUCGUCCUGACGUGCGCGCACGCGUUCCACGACGAGUGCAUGACGCCGUGGCUUCGCGUGAAGCUCGAGUGUCCGGUGUGUCGGCACCUGGUGGAAAGGGUAAGUCGCAAGGACGCGCGCGCGGUGUUUUCGCCGCCGCCGACGUCGCGCGCGGGCGAGGGUGGAGGUCGCGAGGGCGACGCCGCGCACGUCGCGGUGGACGUCGAAGACGAGGAGAGGGCGAGAGAGUGA
Messenger RNA from Micromonas pusilla CCMP1545, 1152 nucleotides. RefSeq lists its product as uncharacterized. Bases 1 to 1152 code for a protein of 383 amino acids. The transcript has a single exon. NCBI's taxonomy places the organism in Eukaryota, Viridiplantae, Chlorophyta, Mamiellophyceae, Mamiellales, Mamiellaceae. The record is from RefSeq and is a predicted model, not a curated record.